This is a messenger RNA of Pedinophyceae sp. YPF-701, 6054 nucleotides long. The record is from the annotation of a GenBank genome assembly. NCBI's taxonomy places the organism in Eukaryota, Viridiplantae, Chlorophyta, Pedinophyceae.
AUGAGCCUGUCUGCCCCAAGCAUCGUCUCUCCAGUCCUGGAGCAAAUCUGUACGGCGUGCCACCCGAAGCGGCAUGCGGAGCUCAUCAAGUCUGCCAGGUCGCUCGCGAAGGAUCUGAACGCGCUGUUCCGCGCCGCGGUGGACGAAGAGAAGCGCCAGGCGCGCCUGUCGGACGGCUCGGCCAGUGCGCGGCCCAGCGCGGCCGACGGCCGCUCCGACGCGCCGCGCACCACCUCCGAGGAGCCCCACGCCGACGCUUCCGACCACGAAGCUCCCCAUGGCGCACAGAAACCCCACGCCGGCGCCGCACCAGGCGCGUCCGACAGCCGCACGCGCGCGGCCGCGUCCGUCGUGCACGUGCUCGCCAUGGCCGCCGACACCCGGCUGCCCAAGGCGUGUUUGCCCGCCGUGGACUGCGUGCAAAAGCUCAUCCAGCUCGGGGUGAUCCAGGGCCGCGUCGCCAAGCUGUGCGCGCCCGGCGCAGCCGGCCCCGCGAUGACGGCGGUCGCGAAGGGCAAGGAGCCGGGGGGCGACGCGAGCGGGGUCACGCCGGCGGCGGUGGCGCUGGGGGUGAUGUGCGCGUGCGCGGACCUGGGCGACGAGGCGGUCGAGGUGCAGGUGGUGCGCGGGCUGCUGUCCACGAUCACGUCGACGCACCUGCAGCCGCACGGGGAGGCGCUGCUGGACGCGAUCCGAGCCCUUGUGGCUAUUUCUAUUGGCAGCCGCUCGGAGCAGAACCAGUCCACCGCGCGCGCGGCGCUGGUCCAGAGCCUGACCGUCGUGUUCCGCCGCAUGGAGUCGGGGUCGGCGGAGGUGUCCCUGCUGCCCGUCGUGGUCAAGGACCGCCUCGCCGGGGUGUCCUCCAUCCUCACGCACGGCGGCUCGCAGGAGGGCGCCGCGCCGUCGGGCGUGGGGGGGUUCUUCAGCCGCAUGGUCAGCGACGUCGAGUCCGCGUGGAGUCAGCAGCUGCGGCUGCCCGCGCUGGUCGUGACCAGCCUCGCGGACGCGUUCAAGCCUGCGGACCCCGGCGAGGACGAGCCCACGUCUGCGCACGCGUCCGGCGCGGACGAGGACGCGGCGGCGCAGCGCGCAAGCAACGGCGGUGCCGGUGCGGCCUCCGGCGGCGAGGGGCGCGCGUCCGACGCGGGUCCGGGCCUGGACCGCUCGGCGUCGUCGGUGUCCGCGUCGGGGCUGGAGACGGUGUGGAAGCACGACGCGUACCUGCUGCUGCGUUCGCUCUGUGCGCUGUCGACGAAGGCGACGGACGUGGCCGGGGUGGUGGACCCGGUCGCGGUGCGCGCGAAGCUGCUCUCGCUCGAGCUGCUCAAGAUCGUCCUCGAGAACAGCGGGCCGGCGUUCACGUCGAGCCACGCGUUCCUCCAGGCCCUCCGGCAACACCUGUGCCUGGCGCUCCUGAAGAACGGCAGCAGCGGCAUCCCGGAGGCCAUCCGCCUGUCGUGCUCCAUCUUCCUGACGCUCGUCCUCCGGUACCGCCACCACCUCAAGGCCGAGGUCGGCAUCUUCUUCCCGAUGAUCCUCCUGAAGGUCCUCGAGACGGCGUCGGGCCCCGCCGGGGUGUCCUCGUCGCAGGGCGCCGCGGGAACGCUGUCGUUCAACCACCUGGCCGUGGUGCUGCGGUGCCUGCGCGUGAUGUGCGAGGACGGCCGGCUCCUCGUGGACCUCUUCGUCAACUACGACUGCGACCUCGACGGCCCGGACGUCUUCGCGCGCAUGGUCUCGGGCGUCGCCGCGGUGGCGCGCGGCGCUCACCACGAGCACCACCACCACGCCGCUGACGCCGCGGGGGCCGCGAACGGGAGGGCCGGCGCGGGCAAGGGCGCGCCGAGGGUCGCGGGGGAGUCGGAGCUCACGCCGCAGCAGGAGGCGCACGUCCGGAUGGAGAGCCUGCAGUGCUUGGCGUCAGUGCAGGAGGGCCUGGUGCACUGGUACAAGGUGCAGGCGGCGGCGGCGGACGCAGAGGCGGACGCGGCGCGCGCGGCGGCGGUGGCGGCGUCGGCGGCGGCGGCGGCGGCGCAGGAGGACGACGGCAGCAACGAGCCCUCGUCGCACGGCGAGAAGAGCGCGGGCACGCUCGCGGCGCGGCGCAACUUCAAGGCCUCGUACCAGGAGGGCAUCGCGCUCUUCAACAGCAAGCCGCGCAAGGGCCUGCAGCGCAUGCAGGAGGCGGGCAUGGUGGGCGCUCCGGCGGUCGAGGUGGCCACGUUCCUGCUCGAGACGCCCGGGCUCGACAAGACGGCCAUCGGGGAGCUCCUGGGCGAGCACGAGGAGGAGUGCGUCGAGGUGAUGCACGCGUUCGUCGACUUGUUCGACUUUGCCGGGAUGGACUUUGAUGGCGCGAUUCGGGCGCUGCUCGAGACGUUCCGGCUGCCCGGGGAGGCGCAGAAGAUCGACCGCAUCAUGGAGAAGUUCGCGGAGCGCUACUGCAACUGCAACCCGGGCGCGUUUAAGACGGCCGACGUGGCGUACGUGCUGGCCUUCAGCGUCAUCAUGCUCAACACGGACGCGCACAACAAGAUGGUGCGGCACAAGAUGACCCGGCAGGCCUUCAUCAACAACAACCGCGGCAUCAACGACGGCCAGGACCUCGACGAGGGCUUCCUGAACGAGAUAUACGACCGCAUCACUACCAAUGAGAUCAAGAUGAAGGACGCGCCCGACGCCGCGAUGGGCGCGCCGGGCGCGGCCGCGGCCGCGACCGCCGCCGCCGCGACGGGCCAGAACGGCCUGCUCGACGCCAUCUGGGCGCUGUUCCCGCAGCGGCGGCAGGUGGCGCUGGAGCCCACGGACGAAGAGGUGCAGGCCAUGCACGCGCACCUGCGCGCCAAGGCGCGCGGGGCGACGUUCCUGCGGAUCGACGAGGCCGGGACGGUGCGGCCGAUGAUGGAGGCGGUGUGGCAUCCGAUCCUCGGGGCCUUCUUCCUGGUGUUCCACCGGCACGGCGCGGCGCCGCUGGUGGACCUGUGCCUGUCCGGGGUGCGGGCGUCGGCGCUCGCGGCCGCGCACCUCGGCAUGUCUGCGCACAAGGACGCGCUCGUGCGCGAGCUCGUCAAGGCGACGCGCCUGGACCACCCCGAGUGGAUGGCAGCGCGGCACGCCGCGGCGGCGCGGACGCUGCUGUGGGUGGCCGAGGAGAGCGGCGGCGCGCUCGGGCAGUCGUGGGUCGACGUGCUGCGCUGCGUGAGCAAGCUCGAGGCGCUGCACCUGCUCGCAACGGGCGCACCACCUGAAGCCAUCCUGUUCGGCAGCGCCCCGCGCGCCGAGCACUCGUCGCCCCCGAAGACCGCCAUGGGCCGUCUGCUGGGCCGGAAGACCGAGGGGCCCGCGGCGCGGAAGUCAACGGCGGCGGUCCGGACACCCUCGAUGUCCACCACUGCCCCUGAGGGUUCCGCGCCGUCGGGCACGUCCGCGACGGCGACCGCGCACCCCGAGUCCGUCCUCGCCACCGCGCCCUCCGCGAACGGCGACAGCACGCCGCACGGCGACGCCGCGCCCGCCGGCGCGCCCGCGAGCUCCAGCAAGAUGGUGCAGAACCUUGUGCUGGACGUGCGCGAGCUCCCGCACACCGCCCUGCAGGCCCUGCGCUCCGUGGACCCGCAGGCCAUCCAGCGGCUCUUCGUGCGGUCCCAGGUCCUCGGCGCGGAGGCGAUCGUCGACUUUGUGCGCGCCCUGUGCGUGGUGUCGGAGGAGGAGCUGUCGAACCCGGCCGCGCUGCGCGUGUUCUCGCUGUCGAAGAUCGUCGAGCUCGCGCACUUCAACAUGGGCCGCAUCCGGCUGGUGUGGGCGCGGAUCUGGGCGGUGCUGUCGGACCACUUCUCGGCCGUGGGAUGCCACCCGUCGAUGCCCGUGGCGAUGUACGCGGUGGACUCCCUCCGGCAGCUCGCGAUGAAGUUCCUCGAGCGCGACGAGCUCUCGAACUUCACGUUCCAGAACGACUUUCUGCGCCCGUUCGUCACCGUCAUGCGCAACAGCCCCUCGGCCGAGAUCCGCGAGCUCGUCGUGCGGUGCACGCUCCAGAUGGUGCAGUCGCGCGUGGGGAACAUCAAGUCCGGCUGGAAGUCGAUGUUCAUGGUGUUCACGGCCGGCGCGCACGACGAGCGCAGCAGCGUCGUGCGCCUGGGCUUCACGGUCAUGGAAACGAUCGUCCGGGACCACUUCGCGCACAUCACCGCGACCGAGGUCACCGUCUUCACCGACUGCGUCAACUGCCUCAUCGCGUACGCCAACAACCGGUACUCCACCGACGUGGCCCUCAACGCCAUUGCCUUCCUGCGCUACUGCGCGAUCAAGCUCGCGGAGGGCUCCGUGCUGCGGCCAGACGCGCCGGGCUCGCCGGGCGCCACCAGCCCGACCGCGCGCCGCUCCCUGUCGUCGCGGCCGUCCGCGGAGGGCGCGGCGCCGCCCAAGGCCUCACCGGCGAAACAGGACCCCUUGUUCGACGACUCCGAGUCGCACGUGCACUUCUGGUUCCCGCUGCUCGUCGGGCUCAGCGAGCUCGCGUACGACCCGCGCUCCGUCGUGCGCCGCUCCGCUCUGGAGGUCGUGUUCGACAUCCUUAAUUACCACGGCGGGUCCUUCUCCGGCCCAUUCUGGACGCGCGUGAUGGACCGCGUCGUGCUGCCGCUGUACGACGGCGGCGGGGUCGUGCCCGAGACCGGGGACCCGCGCGAGGAGGAGGGGUCGUCGUACGACGCCGACCAGUGGCUGUGCGACACGUGCACGCUAACGUUCCCGCACCUGGCGGCGCUGGCGUCCGCGUUCCACGACAAGGUCGAGCCGUCGCUGCCGCGGCUCGUGGGCGUGCUCACGGACCUCAUCGGGCGGCCGCACGAGCAGCUCGCGUCCGUCAGCCUGCGCCUCCUGACGCAGCUUCUUGUCGACGUCGGGCCGGAACUCCCCCCGGGGACGCGCGACGAGUUCGUCGUGCGGCUCUGCGGCGCGGUCCGCGCGCUGCGGCCGGACCUGGCGAAGCUGCUGCCCGCCGAGGUCGACGAGCAGCAGCCGCGCACGACAGUCAAGCAGGUCGAAGUGGACGUCGAAGUCGAGGUGGAGGACAGCGAUGUUGACGAGGGCGGUGACGCGCAGGGCGGUGCCAGGGAGGGCGGGGAGGCUGCCGGCGGGCCCCCGCCCGCGGGCCCGGUGGCGGAGCAGGCCGGCGAGGGCGGGGCUGCGGAGGGGGGGGUGUCCGGGGAGGUGUUGGAGAAGAAGAAGAAGACACGGGUGGAGCGGGUGGUGAUGGACCAGGAGGAGGUGGUGAUGGAGACUGUGCGGGCGUGGCGGAACCCGCUGCAGACGACGGACGGGCUGCGGGAGCUCGUCCGGUGCCGCGUGGCGAUCGCAGUCCUACACCUGGCGGUGGUGGUCCUCGGAGAGAUGUACGCGAAGACAGUGGACUCGCUGAGCCUGCCGGCGCUCGAGGCGAUGCUCGACUGCCUGCGCGACGUCGUGCUGCACGCCACGGAGGCGGACGGCGACUACCUGUUGCGGCUGCGCCUGGCCCGCGCACAGCACGCGGCGCGCGUGCCGUCCGACGCGGCGAUCGAGGACCCCCCCCUGCUCUCCCUCGAGCGCGAGGCCGCCUGCCAGUACCUCAGCAUCCUGCUGCAUAUCCAGGUGGGGGCACAGGCAGGAAACACCCCCAUGCGCAGCCGGGCGGCCAAGCUGAGCCGGGACGAGCUGCGGGAGUGCGACGCGGUCGGCCGCAUGGUCGCGCUGUGCGUGUCGGGGCUGGAGGUGUUCACGUCGCUGCCAAAGCGCCACAGUCGGGCGAUGGAGUCCGACGAGGGCAUGAACGAUGGAUUGAGCGCGCGCGAGGCGCUGGUGUCGGCGCAAGAAGAGCUGCGGCAGCGCGCGCCGAUCGUGCUGUCCGUUCUGAACGCGGUGGCUGCUUUGGGAGCCGAGGAAUUCAAACGCAACCUCAAGGCCUUCUUCCCGCUGAUGACGGAGAUGAUCGCGACGGAGGACGCCCCCGCGGACGUGCGCGAGGCGCUCAGCCGCGUCUUCCUCGGGACCGUCGGGCCGCUGCUCGGGUCGUAG